UAUCCGUACUUCGAAGUGUGCCGAGGGACUCAAGCAUUCAGUUUGAGUUUGCUGACUUUUGCUUUUUUGUAUAGAUAUGUAUAUUUCUGUAUCUACAGGGCUCACCUGUCAAAAUAGUAAUACAAAAAAAGUGUGUGUGUAUUAGGACACCCAUUCCUCAGUUUCAUAUAGAAUUUUGCUGAAACUCAUUCCUCUUGAUUUCCUGUAAUUCAAUACCAGUGGGUAAAAAUAUGUGUGGGGGCACAGCGCAGGAGAAACAUUAGAAGCAUAGCUGCUGCUGGGAGCCAGUAGCGCCAGAGUCUUGAGUGAGUGACCUGAAACAAAAAUGAACAGUUCUCCAGUCUGAGAUGCCGAAGAGAUUCCUGUGUUCUUGUUUCUAGUGAGGUGACCAGGAGGACUGGGGCUUUUGGAAGAGGCAGGGGGGUGUCGGACACGGUCUGUCUAUAUUUCAGAAGGCACAGUUGCRACAAGGCUGAGGUUUGGCUGGAAUGGGAGUUCUGCCCUUUAAAGCCUUGGUGCAGYUCUCWGUGACUGGGUUGAGUUCAGCUCCUUAAAGAGGCGGACCACUGGGGUUACUUCAGUCUGAGGGGCUUGUGCGUUUGGGUCGUGGUUCCACAGAAGAGUGCCUGACCUCCCCUGACUACUAGCCUUACAGAGCAGCCCUGAGAGGAAUGUAGGUUGUCACCAGAGCUAUUUUGGCUAUGUGCAGCCGCUAAUGAUUGUAAUCACAGAGCAGAACGGGACUCGGAGAAGUUGCCUUGCCGCYGUUMGUUUUUCCUCCYCAGCAGGUCUCUUGCCAUGCCAYRCUCACUACUGKCUCCCAGGGAUUAGAGCGYUAGACGAAUGGCACGUCGGCUCCGCUUGCACUUUGCGUCGAGRAGAAGCAACACRGAUCCUCURUCAGAGAGCCUGAGCAGCCAUGGUGAGGAGAGCGGUCUCUGUGUGUCAACCCGCAGCCCCRCAGAGAGCCUAGCRCACAGCUCUGUCCAMAUGAAGGUGAUUCCAGGGCAGYUAGCCUUGGCUUUGCCUCCMCUGUCMCCGGAGUACGGUAAUUUACAGCGCUACUCAUCCGUAUUUAUACCCAAGGUGAACACCGGCAGCGUCAGCAAGAAGAGUACUCUGCAGAUCUCCCUGCAGCCCCGUGGCAAGCUGAAUGGAGAGCAGGAGAACAGCACUGAGGGCGGGGAGCCAGGGGUCGGCGAGGUGGGAGCAGGCAGUGGCUCAGACGGGUUAUCCUGUAGCAGCAGCACGGCCAGCGACGCAGGCUACUGCAGCAGCAGCAGCAUCUUUGAGCCAGAGCUCCCAGAUCAGCGUAGAGCAGCCCAGGAGAGGAGUCUGCCCCGUAGGAAAGCCAGGGUCCCCCUGAGACGCUGCUCCUCCCUGGUUAUAUUUCCACGGAGCCCCUGUAAUACACCACCAGCCUCCCCGGUCAGCCCUGUGGCUCUACCCGCCCUGCCUCCAGUCAGGGGCUCCUACCAGACUUCUCACCAGCUCCAGUUGUCCCCCAGUGAGCCCCUGCAGGAGGACGAGACGGGUACCUCGAAAGCGUCCAUCGCCACGGCGAUGAACGGCCUGCGACUCUCUAAGAGCAGCUUUCCGUCAGUGGAGUUCAGAGACGCCAGGCCCAUGGUGCAUUUUAACGUUCCGCUUCUGGAUAAACCUAAAGACAAAAUGGAGGAGUGUGAGAAGACUGACCGCUCUGAAAAUUUAGACCGACACUCCAGUGUGCUACUGCACUUUGCACACCAGCGACUAAUGUCUGGGAAGGCAUCUACAAACAGAACAACAGUCAAUGUUGAAUGUCCUGAAUCUCCAAACCAGGCCCCUCAGUCGGAGCGUGAAUGUGGCCCUCGCCACAUUAAGCUGUUUCACAGCACCUCGGCUUGCUUGCUCCCCUCAGCUAAACUUUCAGAGAGGAGCCAAAGUGCCGGUCGCGCAGACAAUGGAAAUGGACAGGAAAUGCCUGAGCAAAACCAUUGUCAUCACGCCUUACAAAGGAGCUUUUCUCUGGAAGUCCCCUACCAUAAUACUGGUAUUUCAUGUCACGUUUCCAACCAAAAACUAGCUAACUCUCCAUAUGUGCACAUCCAUGUGUCCCACGGCUCUGGGGCAAGGGUCUCUAGCCCUGUCAUUGACGUAAACACUAACCACAAAGGGGAUCACAUACAAAAGAGCCCUGCAAGAAAGACCAUGACACGUGAUGACUUUCUGGGGCAGGUGGAUGUACCAUUACACCAGAUACCGACAGAAAAUCCUAACAUUGAAAGGCCAUACACAUUCAAGGAUUUUCUACUUCACCCGAGAAGUCACAAAUCCAGGGUCAAAGGUCAUCUCCGUCUGAAGAUGACCUACCUACCCAAAAACAACUCAGAGGAUGCUGCAGAACAGACUGAAGACAUGGAUCCUAGCUGGGAGUUUUUAGAGGGCCAGGACAUGUCCGGUCCCAGGCACAACCACCUGUUGCCUGCAAUGCCCCCUGGCUGGGAGGAGAGGCAGGACAACCUGGGCAGGACCUACUAUGUCAACCAUGAAACCAGGACCACACAGUGGCACAGGCCCAUAGUACAAGACAGCCAGGUAGAGGCAGAGCAGAGGCAAAACAUCCACAUGGAGGCACAGCACGCCUUCACCGCCCGCAGGCAGAUCUCCGACCAAGAGGACUCCAACGACAGACAACAAGAGUCAACGGAGAGUUGGGAAAUCAUAACAGAGGAUGAGUCCACCUUGUACAACAGCCAGCGCUCCCCCCCUCCACCCCACUCCCCCCUGGAGUUUCACUCCUUCUGUGAUGAGCUCAGUCGCCUCCAGGCCUCGGGUGCCACAUCCGGCAACCGACGUACCUCCCUCCAGCUGCAGGGCCCUUCCAGUCAUUCAAGUCACUCCAGUCGCAGAGGCAGUGCCCAGACACUGACAGUUGAGGAGCACCCUGUUCAUCCUGUGUUGUUAGCAACCUCAGCGGGGCUGCCUCCAGGCUGGGAGGAGAAGCAGGAUAGUAAGAGCAGACCCUACUACGUUAAUCACAACAGCAGGAUAACCACUUGGACACGGCCAGUCAUCCAGAUAACCUCAGACGCAGCAGCCCARGCUGUUCUGUCCCAGAACGCCACUGUGUACCAGCCCCCCAUGCUCUCUCCUGAGGGCUCCCCCCAGCACUCCCCCAGCUCACAGAGGGAGUGUGGCUUCAUGCCGGCGGGCUGGGAGGUCCGCAAUGCCCCCAACGGAAAACCCUUCUUCAUCGACCACAACACUAAGACCACUUCCUGGGAAGACCCCAGGUUGAAGAUUCCUGUGCACAUGAGGAGGAGACCUUCGCUAGACCCAACUGACCUCGGGCCAAUGCCGCCUGGCUGGGAGGAGAGGGUCCACAGUGAUGGGAGGAUAUUCUACAUAGAUCACAACACGAAGAACACACAAUGGGAUGACCCCAGAUUGCAGAAUUCAGCCAUAACUGGACCAGCUGUGCCUUACUCCAGAGACUAUAAACAGAAGUAUGAAUACUUCCGGAAGAAGCUGAAGAAACCGGCUGACAUCCCCAACCGCUUUGAGAUGAAGCUCAGGCGGAACACCGUGCUAGAGGACUCCUACAGACGAAUCCUGUCAAUCAAGAGGGCCGACUUCCUGAAGGCGCGGCUGUGGGUGGAGUUUGAGGGAGAGAAGGGCUUGGAUUAUGGGGGCGUGGCCAGGGAGUGGUUCUUCCUAAUCUCCAAGGAGAUGUUCAACCCCUAUUAUGGGCUGUUUGAGUAUUCUGCCACGGACAACUACACUCUGCAGAUCAACCCCAACUCAGGCCUCUGCAAUGAGGACCACCUGUCCUACUUUAAGUUCAUUGGCCGUGUGGCAGGCAUGGCUGUCUACCAUGGAAAGCUGCUGGACGCCUUCUUCAUCAGGCCUUUCUACAAGAUGAUGUUGCAGAAGCACAUUACUCUACAGGACAUGGAGUCUGUGGACAGUGAGUACUUCAACUCCCUGAAGUGGAUAUUGGAGAAUGACCCGAUAGACCUCGAUCUGAGAUUCACCAUAGACGAAGAGCUCUUUGGACAGACCCACCAGCAUGAGCUGAAGCCAGGAGGAUCUGAAAUAGUAGUCACCGAUGACAACAAGAAGGAAUACAUCCAUCUUGUCAUGCAGUGGAGGUUCGUGAACAGGAUACUGAAGCAGAUGACCGCAUUCAAGGAGGGAUUCUAUGAGUUGAUACCCCAGGAUCUCAUCAAGAUCUUUGACGAGAAUGAGCUGGAGCUCCUGAUGUGUGGCCUGGGAGACGUGGAUGUGAACGACUGGAGGGAGAACACCAAGUACAAGAAUGGCUACUGUCCCAACCAGCCUGUCAUCCUGUGGUUCUGGAAGACUGUUCUGCUGAUGGAUGCAGAGAAGCGUAUCCGCCUGUUGCAGUUCGUGACUGGCACCUCCCGGGUCCCAAUGAAUGGCUUUGCAGAGCUCUAUGGGUCUAACGGACCACAGCUGUUUACCAUUGAGCAGUGGGGAACACGAGACAAACUACCUAGAGCCCACACAUGCUUCAACCGGCUGGACCUGCCUCCCUAUGAGUCGUUUGAGGAGCUGAGGGAGAAGCUACACAUCGCCAUAGAGAAUGCACAAGGCUUUGAUGGAGUGGAUUAGGGGAGUGUGUGGCCUAUGGCACAGAUGUUAAAAUGGCAGUUACUGCCAGUGAACUGAGGGCUAGCACCAAGUUUUGUGCUGUAGUUCUGUUUAAUGCUGAUAAAACACAUAAUAUUCAGGUCCAGACCUGACCUGCCAACCGCCUGAGAAGAUGGAGAACAGUCACAGACAGCAAAGUCUUAGGUGCUCCUCUCUCCUGCACAGUGGAAGGGAUGGAUGAGUGAAAAUCACUUCUUAAAUCACUCUUGGUCUGUGAAGUUUACAAAUAGUUUUUUUGUGUCUCGUAAAUAUGUAUGUAUACUUAUACCAGAUCUAUAUACAAUUUAUCAAAUGCAUUAUAUCAUACAGAUAUUAUUGUUCAUCUAUGAUAAACAUUCUAUCAUGAGGAGAUUGACAUUGGACUUCGAUAUACAUUACCGUAUAUACACUGGUGUCGAAAGCAUUUCACAGGGAUGCUGGCCCAUGACUCCAAUGCUUCCCACAGUUGUGUCAAGUUGGCUGGAUGUCUUUUGAGUGGUGGACCACAGGAAACUUGAGCGUGAAAUACCAAGCAGUGUUGCAGUUCUUGACACAAACCGGUGCGCCUGGCACCUACAACAAUACCACGUUCAAAGGCACAUAAAUA
Salvelinus sp. IW2-2015 is the source of this 5242-nucleotide messenger RNA. Lineage: Eukaryota; Metazoa; Chordata; Actinopteri; Salmoniformes; Salmonidae. The record is from RefSeq and is a predicted model, not a curated record.